AUAGCAUAGUAGUACUACACACACAAGUCAUAACUACGCACUCACAUAUUCACACACGCACUGUUCCUUUUUUCUGUUUUUUUAGUUUUGUUUUUUUCAUUUAUCAUUUUCUCUGUUUGUGUGUGUGUGUUCUGUCUCUGACAUCUUUGCUCUCUCUCACUGGCUGGCUCACUCUGCCUUUUCUCUAAUAAGCUGAGCUGAGAGCAUUGUUUGGAUUCUUGAGCUCACCUCUCACUCCAACACUAUAUGUGGAUCCUUAACUUCUUCAUGUGAUUUUGUCUCCCAUUUUAGCUUAACCUUUAUUUCUCUCUCUAUCUUAAGAUAACUUUUUCAACUUUCCCUUUUUCGUUUUCUCUUGAUUUCUAUCAUUAUCAAUCUUGUUCAGAUUUAAGCAUGUACUAGUUCUACUUUACUUGUUAAUCACCUUAUCUUAACAACUUGAGUAAUUCCAAAUAUUUUCUUUUUUGAUUUUUGUAUUUGAAGAAUCUCUGCUAGUACCUUCUGGGUUUUUUUUUUUUUUUUUUGGUUGUUCUUUGAGGUAAGUGUAUAUCUUUAACUCACUUUUCCACUAUCCCUUCUGGGAUUCUAUCUAUGUGAAGCUUUUUUAGUACCAUAACAAUCAUGGGUAUCAUUCCAUUUGUGUUUUAGUGUUGGAUUCCACUGUAAAAGCUCUUGCUUUUUCUCUUGUACUAGCUGUAUUUCUUAGAUCACAUUGUUCUCUAUUUUCAUACCUGUUGAACUAAUACAGCUAUCUUUAGCUUCAGAAGUCUUAAUUUCCUGGGUCUUUUGCAUAGAAAGUUGGCUAGUAAGCAGAUUUGAAGCAUUAAGAUCAUGGGGUGGCUUUCAUUUUCUGUUGGGUUGGUUUCAUUGUGCUCAAUGGUUUUCACAGUGAGUGGCAUUGGUGCUAACUGGGGCACACAGUGUAGUCAUCUUCUGCCUCCAGAUACUGUAGUGAGGCUGCUGAGGGAUAAUGGGUUUCAAAGGAUUAAGCUUUUUGAUGCAGAUUAUGAUGCAUUGAGAGCUCUAGGUAAAUCUGGGAUUGAGGUCAUGGUUGGGAUUCCUAAUGAUAUGCUUCUAACUAUGGCCAGUAGUGUGAAAGCUGCUGAGAAAUGGGUUGCCAAAAAUGUCUCCACACAUCUCACCACCAAUAACGUUAACAUCAAGUAUGUUGCAGUUGGAAAUGAACCCUUCUUGGAAACAUACAAUGGAAGCUUUCUCAAAACAACCUUCCCUGCUCUGCAGAACGUCCAAUCUGCCCUCAUAAAAGCUGGUCUUGGCACCACAGUAAAGGUGACAGUCCCCCUUAAUGCUGAUGUGUAUGCGAGCUCAACUGGCUAUCCUUCCGGUGGUGACUUCCGAGCUGACAUACAUGACCUAAUGCUUGCCAUUGUCAAGUUCUUGAGUGACAAUGGUGCCCCCUUUACUGUGAACAUCUACCCAUUUAUAAGUCUCUACACUGAUGAAAACUUCCCUGUUGAGUAUGCCUUUUUUGAUGAAAAGGCAACACCUGUAACUGAUGGUGGGACAUCAUAUUACAAUAUGUUUGAUGCAAACUACGACACUCUUGUGUGGGCACUACAAAAGAAUGGUUUUGGAAAUUUGCCAAUCAUAGUUGGAGAGAUUGGCUGGCCAACUGAUGGGGAUCGGAAUGCUAAUAUACAGUAUGCACAGCGGUUCAACCAAGGUUUUAUGACCCAUAUAUUGGGUGGGAAAGGAACCCCUAUGAGACCUGGGGCAGUUGAUGUGUAUUUAUUUAGUUUGAUUGAUGAGGAUGCUAAGAGUGUUCAACCAGGAAAUUUUGAACGCCACUGGGGGAUCUUUAAUUAUGAUGGGUCAGCAAAAUACCAGCUUAAUCUUGGUGCAACAAAUUCAGGAGCCCUGGUUGCAGCACGGGGUGUGAAGUAUCUGGGCCAAAAGUGGUGUGUGAUGAAGCCAUCAGCUAAACUUGAUGACCCACAAGUGUCACUAAGUGUGAGCUAUGCCUGUGGACUUGCUGAUUGCACUACCCUUGGUUAUGGGACAUCUUGUGGAAAUUUGGAUGCUCGGGGUAAUGUCUCUUAUGCAUUUAACAGUUACUAUCAGAGAAAUAAUCAGCUUGAUCAAGCCUGCAAGUUUCCCAAUGUUUCAAUGAUCACCAAAACUGAUCCAUCAGUUGGAAGUUGCAAAUUUCCGGUAAUGAUUGAGCCAUAUUAUGGUGGCACAGAAAGGACUGUUGGGAGUCUGCAAAAGCCAGUGAUUUUGGCUUCUGGCCUCAUUCUCUUUUUGCUAAGAAUUCUGUGAAUUUUGAGGCUUCUAGUUCCCAAGGUAUCAUUUUUCCUCAACUUUUCCUAAUUGCUUUGUAGGAUAGCGUAGUGGGAGCUAAGAGCCAUCGAUAUAUGGCAUAACUUUAGUUCAAAUUUUGCAAUCUAGAAGACAAGACAUUAUAUGUGUCAAAUGUAUUCAUGUCUGAAAUCAAACUGCAUUUGGAAUUCUUUAUGCAUGGUAAGUAAUGUUUGUGAA
Quercus robur (English oak) is the source of this 2499-nucleotide messenger RNA. Its product is annotated as glucan endo-1,3-beta-glucosidase 6-like. NCBI's taxonomy places the organism in Eukaryota, Viridiplantae, Streptophyta, Magnoliopsida, Fagales, Fagaceae. Gene Ontology annotation, molecular function: hydrolase activity, hydrolyzing O-glycosyl compounds. Gene Ontology annotation, biological process: carbohydrate metabolic process. Gene Ontology annotation, cellular component: plasma membrane. Bases 832 to 2280 code for a protein of 482 amino acids. The record is from RefSeq and is a predicted model, not a curated record. The transcript is spliced from 2 exons.